UAGCCCAUCAUUGUCAUCACGAUUGCCCGCAUGCCCUGAUCCGAUCUUGACCUGGGCCAUGUACCUCCUGAACGCUCGCACCCAGAAGCUGGAACACUUCUUGGAUCUACCUCCUUAUGCCAUACUCUCACACGCAUGGCAAUCAGGGGAAGCGCAUCGUUUCCACGAAAUCGGCACUCCGGGCGUAUGCCAAAAGCCAGGCUACGAUAAGGUCCAAGGUUGUUGUACGCUGGCGCUGCAGCAUGGCCUGGACUACGUCUGGAUCGACACCUGCUGUGCGGAUGCCAACAGCAUCACCGCCUUCGACGAAGCAUUGAACUCAUCGUAUGCUUGGUUUAACCAAGCAGCAGUGUGUUUUGUCUAUCUACACGACGUCGAGAGCAGAGAAAGGCCGGAGCAGGAGAGCAGCACAUUUCGACGCUCCAAGUGGUUCAGUCGUGCGUGGACCCUUCAGGAACUUUUGGCACCAGGGAAUGUAUUCUUCUUCGCUAAGGAUUGGAAAGAGAUUGGAACGAAAGCUGGCCUUGCCAGUGUAAUAUCCAGCGUGACGGGUAUCCAUACUGAUGCCCUCAUGCACCCAGAGCGCGUCCCUCAUUUUAGUGUCGCAACGCGGAUGUCAUGGGCCAAGGGACGGAAAUCAUCCAAGCCCGAGGACAGGGUGUAUGCGCUGAUGGGUCUUUUCGGUGUCAACUUGCCCAUAGUGUAUGGACAGGGCGAGACCGAAACUUUUAUGAAGCUUCAGCAUGAAAUCAUAAAGAAAUCGGACGAUCAAUCCAUUCUCGCAUGGCGCUUCUUUACCCGUGCCCCAUCCCCACGCACCUCGAGUUUUCUAGCCGACUCCCCUGACUACUUUGCUGACUGUGGUGAUGUCCAUCGGAUUCCUUCUGACCAGUUGUUGGAGUACUGCAUCAAACAUUCCCAUCCGACCGCCAACCCCCGGUCGGGCUUCCUUCUGACAUGUAGAGGGCUCCAAGCCACUCUACCUGUACGGUCACGACGACCUGGUGUACUUGAUGCACUUUUGGCCUGCGCACGUGGACCCGGCGUCUGGAAUGGUAGCAAGUACGCCGUGAACCUUGACGAUGCAGAGGUAAUUUGCAUUCGUCUCCGGAAACCCACCCCAGGCGUGCAUCCUUACGAACGGAUGGAUGAACACUCCUUAGAAGCUAUCAAUAUCCGUGAUGCGCACGACUUUGUUCUCCAAGAUGUCCAGUUGUCUGCCUCUCAGCGACUCCCUACCCGCCUCGACUCCUAGUCACCUCACACGGUUUUUAUAUACUCCUUUCUGUUGUCUUUGGCUGUCUCGUUUUACUAUCGAAUGUCUUCCCUAUGCUUUGGCAUCGUUGUCCAUGACUGCUAUUUCACCUCCAUUAUUACCAAUGCGAGUGUCGUGUAUAGUGUCUUGUGCAAGUCUCAUGUAUCAUAUUUUGCGCGUCAGGAUUGUCAUCGGUUGAUUCAUCUUCUGUGCAAGUUCAAGCCCUGACAGGUAUGAAGUGGGCGACUCGGGCAAGGCGACAGCCUUUCGA
Pisolithus orientalis is the source of this 1526-nucleotide messenger RNA. RefSeq lists its product as uncharacterized. The transcript has a single exon. NCBI's taxonomy places the organism in Eukaryota, Fungi, Basidiomycota, Agaricomycetes, Boletales, Pisolithaceae. The record is from RefSeq and is a predicted model, not a curated record. Bases 59 to 1255 code for a protein of 398 amino acids.